Caenorhabditis briggsae is the source of this 489-nucleotide messenger RNA. The transcript is spliced from 3 exons. The record is from RefSeq and is a predicted model, not a curated record. Lineage: Eukaryota; Metazoa; Nematoda; Chromadorea; Rhabditida; Rhabditidae. The coding region runs from base 1 to 489 and encodes 162 amino acids.
AUGUCCAAGAUUGCAUACUCCACUCUCGCCAUUCUGGCAAUCAUUGCCAUGUCACAGGUUCAAUCAGCUGUAUUGCCAGUUUCAUCAACAGAAGAUGCACUUGUAACAUCUUCACCUUCUUCUUCUUCAUCUGAAACUUCAAUUGAUACAUUGGGAUCCUCAAGAGUCAAAAGACAAGGAGGAUGUGGUUGUUGUGGAUGUGGAUGUGGAUGUUGCGGAUGUGGAGGAGGAGGUGGAGGGUGUGGAUGUUGCUGUUGUAGACCAAGAUGCUGUUGCUGCUGUCGUCGUUGCUGUACCUGCUGCCGUACUUGUUGCUGUACGAGAUGUUGUACUUGUUGCCGUCCAUGUUGCUGUGGAUGUGGAUGUGGAUGCUGUGGAUGCGGAGGAGGAGGACGUAAGCGUCGUUCCCUUCAGAACCUUCGUAUCGAUGAGGCCAACAGAGCUCUCGGAAUCAAAAGAAGACCAGCUAAAGGAGGAGACAAUUGUUAG